AUGGAUCCCGUGACUAUGAAACCUAGAGAAGGUGGAUUAAAUGACCCUCGGCUGGGAUCAAUUGAUAGGAACUUUAGAUGUCAAACAUGUUCGGAGGAUAUGCAAGAGUGUCCAGGACAUUUCGGCCAUAUUGAAUUGGCUAAGCCUGUUUUUCAUAUAGGUUUCCUUGCAAAAAUAAAGAAAGUCUGUGAAUGUAUUUGUAUGAACUGUGGUAAAAUAUUGCUGGAUGAAAACACGAAUCCACAAUAUAGAGCCGCAAUCAAAAUUAGAGAUCCUAAGAAAAGGUUUAAUGCUGUUUGGACAUUAUGUAAGACCAAGAUGGUUUGUGAUGUCGACCCCCCUGAAGAUUCUGAUGAUGAUGAGGAUGAUGAAGGCAUUCAUCGCCAUAGAAGAGGAGGGUGCGGUAGUGUCCAGCCAUCUAUAAGGAAAGACGGACUAAAGUUAUGGGGUACUUGGAAAAAAUCUAACGUUGAUGAGGAGACUGAAAAUCUAGAAAGAAGACAAAUAACAGCAUCCGAUAUUCUCAAUGUUUUCAGGCAUAUAUCACCAGAGGAUUGUCAUAGAUUGGGUUUUAACGAAGAAUGGGCAAGACCUGAGUGGAUGCUCUUAACUGUUUUACCAGUUCCGCCUCCUCCUGUUAGGCCAUCAGUUGCGUUUACCGACUCUAAAAGGUCCGAAGAUGAUUUAACAUAUAAAUUGGCCGAUAUCCUAAAGGCGAAUAUUAAUGUCCAGAAGUUUGAAAUGGAUGGCUCACCGCAGCAUGUUAUAAGUGAAUUUGAAGCAUUACUUCAAUAUCAUGUUGCUACUUAUAUGGAUAAUGAUAUUGCUGGUCAGCCGCAGGCUCUACAGAAAUCAGGUAGACCGAUCAAAUCUAUUAGAGCUCGUCUUAAGGGUAAAGAGGGUCGUUUGAGAGGUAACUUGAUGGGUAAGAGAGUUGAUUUUUCCGCCAGAACAGUCAUUUCUGGUGACCCCAACUUGGAGUUAGACCAAGUUGGUGUUCCUAGAUCUAUUGCAAGGACUCUAACUUAUCCCGAGAUUGUUACACCUUAUAAUAUUCAAAAGUUAACUGAAAUGGUCAGAAAUGGUCCCAAUGAACACCCAGGUGCCAAGUAUGUUAUUAGAGAAAAUGGUGACAGGAUUGACUUAAGAUUUAACAAAAGAGCGGGUGAUAUUCAACUUCAAUAUGGCUGGAAAGUUGAACGUCAUUUAAUGGAUAAUGAUCCGGUGUUAUUCAAUCGUCAGCCUUCUUUACAUAAGAUGUCUAUGAUGUGUCACAGGGUCAAAGUUAUGCCAUAUUCCACAUUCAGAAUGAAUUUAUCCGUUACAUCACCUUACAAUGCUGAUUUCGAUGGUGAUGAAAUGAACUUGCAUGUUCCUCAAUCUUACGAAACCAGAGCUGAACUAUCCGAGCUUUGUGCGGUUCCUUUGCAGAUCAUUUCUCCGCAAUCAAAUAAGCCUGUCAUGGGUAUUGUUCAAGACACAUUGUGUGGUGUCAGAAAAAUGACACUAAGAGACACAUUUAUAGAAUAUGAUCAAGUUAUGAAUAUGUGCUAUUGGAUUCCAGAUUGGGAUGGUGUUGUUCCUCAACCGGCUAUCUUGAAACCAAAACCUCUUUGGUCGGGAAAACAAAUUCUUUCUCUUUGUAUUCCAAAUGGUAUAUUUCUGCAGAGGCUAGAUGGAUCACUCACAUCGCCUAAGGAUUCGGGAAUGUUAAUCGUCAAUGGGGAAAUCAUGUUUGGUGUUGUUAAUAAAGCAACUGUGGGUGCCUCUGCCGGAGGAUUGAUUCAUACCACUAUGAGAGAAAAGGGCCCUACAACAUGUGCCAAGAUGUUUGGUAACAUCCAAAAAGUUGUGAACUAUUGGCUACUUCAUAAUGGUUUCUCGAUCGGUAUUGGAGAUGCGAUCGCAGAUCCAGAAACUAUGAAAACCAUUACUGAGACUAUCAAGGAAGCUAAGGAUAAAGUUCAAACAGUCAUUCGUGAAGCACAAAAGAACUUACUGGAAGCUGAACCAGGUAUGACUCUUAGAGAAUCUUUUGAACAAAAGGUCUCUAAAAUCUUGAAUGAAGCUAGAGAUGCUGCUGGUAAAUCUGCAGAAACGUCCUUGAAGGACUCUAAUAAUGUUAAACAGAUGGUUACUGCAGGUUCUAAAGGUUCCUAUAUCAAUAUUUCACAGAUGUCUGCCUGUGUCGGUCAGCAAAUCGUUGAAGGUAAGCGUAUUAAUUUUGGUUUUGCAGAUCGUUCAUUACCGCAUUUCACAACUGAUGAUUACUCCGCUGAAUCAAAGGGUUUUGUUGAAAAUUCAUACUUGCGGGGCCUAACUCCACAAGAAUUCUUCUUCCAUGCGAUGGCCGGUAGAGAAGGUUUGAUCGAUACUGCCGUUAAAACUGCAGAAACCGGAUAUAUUCAAAGACGUCUUUUGAAGGCAUUGGAAGAUAUCAUGGUGCAUUAUGAUGGUACCACCAGGAACUCUUUGGGUGAUGUCAUUCAAUUUAUUUAUGGUGAAGAUGGUUUGGAUGCAACUACUGUUGAAAAACAAACAGUCGAUACCAUACCUGGUUCUAAUGCUGCCUUUGAAAAGAAAUACCGUGUUGAUCUCAUGGAUGAGAAGAAAUCCAUUCGUCCUGAUGUUGUUGAGUACGGUAGUGAAAUUUUGGGGGACAUCAAAUUGCAAAAAAUUUUAGAUGAAGAAUAUGAGCAACUACUAAAGGACAGAGAAUAUUUAAGAACUGUAGUGUUCCCAGAUGGUGAAAAUAAUUGGCCAUUACCUGUCAACGUUAGAAGAAUUGUUCAAAAUGCUCAACAAAUUUUCCAUGUUGAUCGUUACAAGGCUAGCGAUCUAACCAUAGAAGAAAUUGUCAAAAGUGUUCAGGAAUUAUGUAAAAAAUUCACUGUUGUCAGAGGUGACGGUGGUUGUUUGACUGAAGCAAGGGAAAAUUCUACUUUGUUAUUCCAAUGUUUAAUUAGAUCAAAAUUGGCUACUAGACGAGUUUUAGAAGAAUACAAACUCAACAAAGAUGCGUUUGAGUGGGUUGUUGGUACUAUUGCACAACAAUUCGCUAGAUCACUUGUCAAUCCUGGUGAGAUGGUUGGUGUUGUUGCCGCGCAAUCUAUUGGUGAACCUGCCACCCAAAUGACUUUAAAUACUUUCCAUUAUGCGGGUGUUUCUUCUAAAAACGUUACUUUGGGUGUUCCUAGAUUAAAGGAAAUUUUAAAUGUGGCAAAGAACUUCAAGACCCCAGCUUUGACCGUAUACUUGGAGGAAGAGUAUGCCACCGAUAUUGAAAAAGCGAAGAGUAUUCAGUCUGCAAUUGAGCAUACUUCUCUUAAAAACGUCACUGCAUGCACUGAAAUCUACUAUGAUCCAGAUCCUAGAACCACUGUUAUAGAAGAGGAUUUCGAUACUGUUGAAGCAUAUUUUGCUAUUCCUGAUGAAAAGGUGGAAGAAAACCUACAUAAACAAUCUCCUUGGCUACUUAGAUUGGAACUGGAUAGAGCUAAAAUGUUGGAUAAACAGCUAAGUAUGCAGCAGGUGGCUGCCAAAAUUAUGGAAAAUUUUGGUGAUGAUCUUUUUGUUAUUUGGUCUGAAGAUAAUGCUGAUAAAUUGGUCAUCAGAUGCAGAAUCGUCAGAGAAGAAAAGGCUUUAGAUGAAGAAGAAGAAGAUACUGAAGACGGGUUGUUGAAGGCACUUGAAGCUCAAAUGUUAGAGUCAAUUACUUUGAGAGGUGUCAGUGGAAUUUCCAGAGUUUUUAUGAUGAAGUACGAUAAGACGUAUAUUGCCGAAGAUGGUGAUUUUGCAAAGAAACAAGAAUGGGUUCUAGAAACUGACGGUAUCAAUCUUGCAGAUGUUAUUACCGUUGAAGGCAUUGAUACCACGAGAACAUACUCCAACUCUUUCGUUGAGAUUUUGUUUGUUUUUGGUAUUGAAGCUGCGAGAAGUGCAUUGUACAAAGAGAUUCUUAAUGUCAUUGCAUUCGAUGGUUCAUAUGUUAACUAUAGACAUUUGGCCUUAUUGGUCGAUUUAAUGACUUACAAAGGACAUCUAAUUGCUAUUUCUAGACAUGGUUUUAAUAGAAAUGACACUGGUGCGUUGAUGAGAUGUUCUUUUGAAGAGACUGUUGAAAUUCUUUUUGACGCUGGUGCAUCUGCUGAACUAGACACUUGUGAUGGUGUCUCUCAAAAUAUUAUCUUGGGUCAAAUGGCUCCUUUUGGUACGGGAUCAUUUGAUGUCUACUUAGAUGAUGAAAAGCUAGCUGCUCUACCAUCUGAGAAUCCUGUAGAUGUCAUAUCCACUGCAAAGGAUACUAAGGGAUCUAUGACUGUUUACGGUGAUGAUCAUUUCAAAGAUGACAUUAUUGACAUCCCAAUGGCAGCUGAUAAUGUGGCCUUCUCGCCUCUUAUCACUGCAGGAUCAGGUGAUGAUAGAUCUGGCGGGUUCACUGAGUAUGGUAGUGGAAACAUGUCUGCAUAUCAGCCAACUUCUCCUUUUGGCUAUGGUGCAACUUCGCCAAGCUAUGGACCUACCUCCCCUAGCUAUGGACCUACCUCUCCAAGCUACAGUCCGACUUCCCCUUCAUAUUCUCCUACUUCCCCUGCCUACAGUCCUACUUCCCCUGCCUACAGUCCUACUUCCCCUGCCUACAGUCCUACUUCCCCUGCCUACAGUCCAACUUCCCCUGCCUACAGUCCAACUUCCCCUGCCUACAGUCCAACUUCCCCUGCCUACAGUCCUACUUCACCUUCAUACUCCCCAACUUCUCCAUCAUAUUCUCCUACUUCACCUUCAUAUUCUCCUACUUCACCUUCAUAUUCCCCAACAUCCCCUUCCUACAGUCCGACAUCUCCACAAUACUCUCCAACUUCACCACAAUACUCUCCAACUUCUCCUCAAUACUCACCAACCUCACCACAGUACUCUCCAACUUCACCACAGUACUCUCCCACUUCUCCUCAAUACUCCCCAACCUCACCACAGUACUCACCAACUUCCCCUCAAUACUCCCCAACCUCACCACAGUACUCACCAACUUCUCCACAGUACUCUCCAACUUCUCCUCAAUACUCUCCUACUUCCCCUCAGUAUUCUCCAACAUCCCCUCAAUAUAAUCCAUCCUCUAAUUCGGAUGCUAACAAGUAA
Molecule: messenger RNA, 5136 nt
Organism: Pichia kudriavzevii
Lineage: Eukaryota; Fungi; Ascomycota; Pichiomycetes; Pichiales; Pichiaceae
Exons: 1
Coding region: 1-5136 (1711 amino acids)
Biological process (GO): transcription by RNA polymerase II
Cellular component (GO): RNA polymerase II, core complex
Molecular function (GO): DNA binding
Source: RefSeq, a predicted model, not a curated record